Messenger RNA from Meloidogyne enterolobii, 225 nucleotides. NCBI's taxonomy places the organism in Eukaryota, Metazoa, Nematoda, Chromadorea, Rhabditida, Meloidogynidae. The record is from the annotation of a GenBank genome assembly.
ACUUGUUUUAUGUAUUUUUUUUAUUUGUUUUUAUUUUCUACCUCAAUUCACUUCCUUUCAUUUUUAUAUUCACAUUUUUGCUUAAUUCAUUUUACUCAUUCAUUUUUUAUUGGAAUAUUUUUGUGGAGGGAACGGGAGAAAAAAAUUUUUUUGGAGGGAAAAAAUAGUACUUUUUCUAUAUCUUCUUCUAUAGACGUCUUUAAAUAUUACACAAUUCUCUAUUGA